Lobosporangium transversale is the source of this 783-nucleotide messenger RNA. RefSeq names its product kinase-like domain-containing protein. Gene Ontology annotation, molecular function: protein kinase activity; ATP binding. The record is from RefSeq and is a predicted model, not a curated record. Gene Ontology annotation, biological process: protein phosphorylation. Lineage: Eukaryota; Fungi; Mortierellomycota; Mortierellomycetes; Mortierellales; Mortierellaceae. The annotation marks the transcript as partial. The transcript is spliced from 6 exons.
AUGCGAAUCCAAUGGUCAGAUCUAAAGACCUUUGAUAUCAUUGGGUCCGGUUCCUUCGGGCGAGUCUUUCAUGGCGACCUUCUUGGCACAGAGGUUGCUAUUAAGGAAUGCGUUCGAUCAAACUCUAAAGCCUUUGAUGAAAAGUACUUUAAACGCGAAGUUGACAUUUUGAAACAAUCCAGACAUCCCAACAUCGUUCAGUUCAUGGGUAUAUGCAAACGGAAAAAGCGCUUUUAUAUCGUGACUGAGUUUCUCCCACUCGGAAACCUUCGACGGUGGAUUCAAGAUGAGACAAAAGAGUUUGGAUGGGAUACUCGAAUCAGUUUCGCAAUCGAUAUAUCUUUGGCGUUGGCGUACUUGCACCACAAGAAUAUCAUUCAUAGGGAUUUGAAAGGCGAGAAUUUGCUCAUCUCUGAGAACAUGCGCAUUAAGGUCUGUGAUUUUGGAUUUAGUCGCGUGGAGGCCAAGGAUGAUGAUGAAAUGCGAAGGAUCAGUUACUGUGGUACUGAUGGAUAUAUGGCACCCGAGAUACUUUUGGGUGAAGACUUCGAUUGUAGUGUUGACGUGUUCUCAUUCGGCAUUGUCCUUGCAGAAAUGAUGGCUCGACAUGUCGUGGAUCCACAACAUUUCCAACGCGUGCCUCCUGAUAUGAGUGUCUCUCCGGAUGAGAUCUUAUUUCGAGCUCAGCCUGGAUGUCCCAUUGAGCUUGGAGAACUCGCUAUCCAUUGUGUCCAACCAUUACCGCAGAAUCGCCCUAAACUAAAACAAAUAGUCGAACGCCUG